GCUGGUUUUACUUUUCGAAAACAUCCCCCUAAGGCCGCCAUAGCUAACGCCUACGCGAUCGGACAGCAUCAACAAGUAUCUACUCUAGUUUCCGAAGACACGGCAGCUGGGGUCCUCCAAGAAAAAUGUCAAACACCACAAAUAGCAAUGGCUUUCGACGGGAGUCUAGCGAACAAGAUGCAUUGCUCGGCGACUCUCGCCGCAACUCGGCCCAGCAUAAGCGCGAGGUGCAUUGGACGGGUUGGCCGGCUCAUGUCUGGCACCUGACCUGGGCGACUUUAUCGCGAGACUAUGUCAAUGUUUUGCUUGUCUUUGUGCCGCUGGGUAUUAUCGCGGGUGCGUUGAAAUGGGACAGUACUGUGAUAUUCACCCUGAACUUUUUGGCAAUUGUUCCACUUGCUUCGCUGCUGAGUUUUGCGACGGAGGAAUUGGCGGCCACUCUGGGUCAGGCUUUGGGUGGGCUCAUGAACGCGACGUUUGGAAACGCCGUUGAGCUGAUUGUUAGCAUUAUUGCUCUGAAAGACAAGCAGAUCCGCGUUGUUCAAGCUAGUAUGCUUGGAAGCAUUCUGUCCAACAUCCUUCUCGUCCUGGGUUGCUGUUUCGUGGUUGGCGGUAUCAAAUUUCCCGAGCAAUCGUUUAACACUACAGUGGCUUCGACUAUGUCGUCUUUGAUGACCGUUUCGUCCGCCUCACUGAUCAUCCCUGCGACUCUCUAUGCCUCAUUGUCAUCCGCCAAAGACCCCAGCCACAAGACUGAGAACAUUCUCUUUUUGUCGCACUGGACCGCUAUCAUCCUCCUUGUUCUCUACGUCAUUUACCUAUACUUUCAGCUCAAGUCACACGCCGAACUGUUUGAGGAAGUUAACAACCAGACUACUGGGGAUCCUGAAGCUGCAGGCGAGCAAGUCGCUGAGGAGGAAGAGGAACAUCUGCUGAACCCGUGGGCCGCCAGCGCUGCUUUGAUUGUUGUGACCAUCCUGGUUGCCAUCUGCGCCGACUAUUUAGUCGGCAGCAUUGACAGCAUCGUAGAGAAAACAGGAAUGAGCCGCACUUUCAUCGGUCUUGUCCUCAUUCCUAUUGUCGGAAAUGCUGCGGAACAUGUGACGGCCGUUGUGGUCGCUUACAAGGGCAAGAUGGAUCUGGCUAUUGGUGUCGCCAUCGGAAGCAGCCUCCAAAUUGCUCUAUUUGUCACCCCCUUUCUCGUCAUUUUGGGCUGGAUAAUGAAUGUGGAGAUGACACUACAUUUCCAUAUUUUUGAAACCGUGGCAUUUUUCAUCUCGGGGCUGGUUGUCACCUUCCUUAUCCAAGACGGCAAGUCGAACUAUCUUGAAGGCUGCUUGUGCCUGGGAAUGUACUUGAUUUUGGCGCUGGCGUUCUACGUGUAUCCAGACAACGUGAAUGAGGAUGCGCUUUUCCACGCCUUGAAAUAGUGGCACUUCUCGAACCCUGCUCUUUCCGCAGGCAUACCAGGUCUCUUUGCUCAACCGCCAGAAACACUAUGCUGCUGGCUGCUCGAUAUAUUCAGAUCUACUUACAUUCUUUCAAUUUCCUUCCUAUUAUUAUCGAUACGUAAUGCAAGCCGGGCUGCUUAGCUUUGCACUGCGGGUCAGUUAGUCUGCCAUAUAUACGGCGAUUACUUUACGGUUUCAUAGCUCUUUGACUUAUCAAUGCGUUGAUGCAAAAAUAAAAAGUGAACUAGAC
Messenger RNA from Aspergillus nidulans FGSC A4, 1701 nucleotides. Its product is annotated as protein vcxA. Gene Ontology annotation, molecular function: potassium:proton antiporter activity; calcium:proton antiporter activity; monoatomic cation transmembrane transporter activity. Gene Ontology annotation, biological process: proton transmembrane transport; calcium ion transmembrane transport; potassium ion transmembrane transport. The record is from RefSeq and is a predicted model, not a curated record. Gene Ontology annotation, cellular component: endomembrane system; fungal-type vacuole membrane; vacuolar membrane. NCBI's taxonomy places the organism in Eukaryota, Fungi, Ascomycota, Eurotiomycetes, Eurotiales, Aspergillaceae. Bases 126 to 1430 code for a protein of 434 amino acids. The transcript is spliced from 3 exons.